AUGACCGAAAAAGACUUCGAACAAGACUCAUUCUCGUCAGAAGAUCAUCAUGAUCCCAUGAUUUUGGGCAAGAAAAUCAAAAAAGAUGAUUUCGAGCACUUGAUGGGAUUCUAUGAGGCGGACCACAAGUUGAACACGGAAGAACGUCAUAUCAUGUUGAAAGACCUCACAAGUUCCGGUGUAACUACUAUGAUAUGGGCUUUGAUUGACAGCUCAAUUGUUGUCACUACGCCCUUCAUCUAUAGGCGCUACCAGGAAAAAAAACUUGGGGGGCCCCUUCCGGUCCUGCCACGUUCGACGGCGUUUCUCAAACUGAUAUUCUUUCUGGUAGCAGGAAUAAGUGUCUACUUCUGGUCAUCUAAAUAUCACGCCAAGAACGAUCAACAGUACAGAGUUGCUAACCUCGAGGCCGAUUGCUCUAGUGGAAAAUUCAGUGAACAGGAAAUCGAGUCGAAACAAAGGUUGCUCAAUGUAUGGAAAUCAUUGGACCCACGCAACUUGUCCUUGUUCACUGUGUACUACUACAAAUCAGCUUCGGACCCUUCCCUUGUAAUGAAAAGUCCAAAAGACAUGGUAUCCUUUGAUCCUCACGCAGUGACGUACUUGCCACCUCCACAAAAAAACGGACAAUUGCAAGGCGUUCUUGGUGCGGUAAAAGAGCACGAGAAACAGGCGCCUCAUUGGCAGAAAAUCCGUGAAGUCAAUGGCUUUGUUUCCCCAACGGACGACGGCUCUGAUUCAUCAGCUAGCAUAGACGAUAGCCAAGUAUUGGAUGAUGCAAGGGCCGCCGAAGACCCAGCAUUCGAACAGUGGAAAGAACCUGCUGCAAAAACCAGUGCUUGGGACAGGUUAAGAAAGGGCAAUUGA
Messenger RNA from Metschnikowia bicuspidata var. bicuspidata NRRL YB-4993, 867 nucleotides. RefSeq lists its product as uncharacterized. The coding region runs from base 1 to 867 and encodes 288 amino acids. The record is from RefSeq and is a predicted model, not a curated record. NCBI's taxonomy places the organism in Eukaryota, Fungi, Ascomycota, Pichiomycetes, Serinales, Metschnikowiaceae. The transcript has a single exon.